This is a messenger RNA of Salvelinus sp. IW2-2015, 662 nucleotides long. NCBI's taxonomy places the organism in Eukaryota, Metazoa, Chordata, Actinopteri, Salmoniformes, Salmonidae. The record is from RefSeq and is a predicted model, not a curated record.
ACAAUGACGACAUGCACCAAAUCACAGUUCUGGUAUAACCAAUGUGUCUUUUUAUAUUGCGUUCUUCCUGCCAAUUGACCCCUCCGUGCGCAAUGUAUAUCAACGACGUUUGGAUGGGACGAUGUGUCAUUCCAGACAUCGCACAACCCAAUCAGACACUUUAAUGCGGGUUCCUUCCUCCAUAAACUACUAUACUAUAUGACAAGUUCAUCACUACAGUUGGCUAGCAUGACUCCAGCUCUGUGAUAUUAGUUAGGUUCUGUCGGUAACUAUUAGAUUCUAAGAGGACUGAGUUGCACAUGGAACAUGGAGGAGCCUAACAAAAAUAGGCCCAUCACUAUACUCUAUGAUAUGUUUUCCUUUUUUCUCUCUCCUCUCAAGGGUCCAGUGCGUCUCGGAAAAUGGCAUCUCCAGAGAUGCCUGGAUCCAGUCAGAGUAUGAAGAAGACCAUUGGACACAGAGGAGUUGAGACGAACACUGGAGAGACCACCUAUAAGAAGACCACGUCGUCAGCCCUGAAAGGAGCAAUUCAGCUGGGCAUCACUCACACUGUGGGCAGCCUGAGUCAGAAGGCUGAGAGGGAUGUUCUCAUGCAGGACUUUGUGGUGGUCGAGAGCAUCUUCUUCCCCAGCAGGAAGAAGGUCUCCAACCUCCUGAACUGA